This is a messenger RNA of Siniperca chuatsi (mandarin fish), 1524 nucleotides long. RefSeq names its product immediate early response 3 interacting protein 1 (gene ier3ip1). The transcript is spliced from 3 exons. The record is from RefSeq and is a predicted model, not a curated record. Gene Ontology annotation, cellular component: Golgi membrane; endoplasmic reticulum membrane; COPII-coated ER to Golgi transport vesicle. Gene Ontology annotation, biological process: endoplasmic reticulum to Golgi vesicle-mediated transport. Bases 71 to 319 code for a protein of 82 amino acids. Lineage: Eukaryota; Metazoa; Chordata; Actinopteri; Centrarchiformes; Sinipercidae.
CCUGUUUACGGCAGCUGCAUCUCUGGGAGUGGUGGACGAAGAAGAAGAAGAAGAAGAAGAAGUUGCCAGCAUGGCGUUUACACUGUACUCUCUCAUUCAGACCGCUAUUCUGUGCACUAAUGCCAUCGCUGUGUUGCACGAGGAGAGGUUUCUCAGCAAAAUCGGCUGGGGUGUUGACCAGGGAGUUGGAGGUUUUGGGGAUGAUCCAGGAGUCAAAGCGCAGGUCCUCAAUCUCAUCCGCUCAGUGCGGACUGUCAUGAGAGUGCCUUUAAUAAUAGUGAAUUCGGCCUGCAUCGUCCUGUUGUUACUGUUUGGUUGACAGCGGUACACCGAGCGGCAAAAUGAAGCCAGAGGACCAGACAUGUGCCAAGGAACAACCACACACACACACACACACAGAAAUAUCUGUCAUUCAGAGACUUCUGCCAUUGCCAGUCAUCAGCAGGGUGGAAACGUUUUCCCAUGGCGCUGCAGAGAGUGUGUUUGUCCUAGAUAUGUUAUUCAGGACACAUGGAGAGGAAUCUGUUUCAAUGAUUUAAUGAUGUGUGUCAUAUGUUUUGUCAAGUUGUAACAAAUGAGAAAUGUGUGUCAGCAGUAAGGCUGGACAAUAUGUAAAUAUUUAUGUGUUAUUACAUUUCUAUCCAGGGCUAUAGCUAUCUCUUUUUUUUUUAAAUUGUUUUAUUUGGAGUUUCAGAAACCUGAUGAAAGUUACACAGGGUGCCUCCAAUUUGUAUUUUAGACUUCAGUAUCAUUGUGUAUUGUUUUGGCCUAAACUGUAAAAGUAUUUAAUAUUUUACCACCAGACUGGAGGAUACAACAUUGUGACCACUGGGUAGGGUUUAACAAACUAUUAAAUUAAUAAAAUGUUCCAGUUUGACUUCUCAUAACAAUGCAGUUUAAUGUGAUGGACAGCAUCUAGUCCUCUGUACCAAAGCAGAUAGCAGAAUAUACAUCUUUUUAACAUGUUGUCCAGCCUGGUCCCAACUUUUCCAGAUGAAAAGUUUUGCUCAGCAGUGAAGUGCCCGGAAAUUCUGAACUUUAAUCCUUGAUAGUUGGACAUUAUUUUAAGGAGAUUGCACCUGACAGACUGAGGGAUUCAGGGUUUCUCUGAACUUUGUCAAAGAGACUGUUACUGUAAAGUUGUUCCCUCCCUUUGUGCCUAAAGGACUUGGUGAAGACAUUUUGGUGGAUAAGAGGCAUUAUUGACUGAUAUCUGAUCAGUUGCAGUGAUGGAAAUCCAAAACCUACUUGGUGUCUCACAAGGACAAUUUACAAAACGUGCACAUGAUUAUCAUCCUCAGUUAUCUCUUCCUAUUGAUGUGUAAAAGUGUUCUGUGAUUUAUCCAUCUGUAAGAAUUUGGUUAAAUGUGUAUAAUCCAAAUUGUAAGCAAUAUUGCCAAACACAACUAAAAACAAAUGUAACUUUGUACUGUUUACACAUCAAUACCCUCCCAAUGCCACAAACAUCAUUGGGAUGGUAUGGUGUUUUGUCUUGAAAUAAAUGUAUUAGUCAUUUUAAUGAAA